AUGGGAGACAACGGCCUCCCAACAGUCCACAGGUUCGUGACAGACCACAACGACGAAGGAAAAGCCAUCUUCCACAAAUCCGUGGACGAGGUAUUACCGUUCCAGAAACAAAGCAAAGAGGCACACUUCGGGCUGGGCUACGCGACCAAGGAAUUUCCGGUCGAGCUGAGCGACGACGCCGACGUCAAGAUCUACCAAAACUACCUGGAAAACCUGCCGGGCAUCACGGUCCCCGGCGGCACGGUUCUGCGCGUGGUCGACAUGGCCCCGGGAGCGACGUCGCCGAUGCACCGCACGGUGAGCCUGGACUACGGCGUCGUGCUGGAAGGGACGGUCGAUCUGGUCCUGGACUCGGGCGAGGUGCGCACGAUGAAGAGAGGCGACGUGGCCGUGCAGAGAGGCACGAACCACGCAUGGCGCAACGCCAGUCCGGACUCGUGGGCACGCAUGCUUUAUGUCCUUCAGGAGGCGAAGCCGCUGUAUAUAGCGGGGAAGCUGCUGGACGAGGAUUACGGGGGCAUAGAGAAUGUCAAGCCUUCGCGUCAUUGA
Messenger RNA from Capronia coronata CBS 617.96, 549 nucleotides. RefSeq lists its product as uncharacterized. NCBI's taxonomy places the organism in Eukaryota, Fungi, Ascomycota, Eurotiomycetes, Chaetothyriales, Herpotrichiellaceae. The record is from RefSeq and is a predicted model, not a curated record. The transcript has a single exon. Bases 1 to 549 code for a protein of 182 amino acids.